Molecule: messenger RNA, 443 nt
Organism: Austrofundulus limnaeus
Lineage: Eukaryota; Metazoa; Chordata; Actinopteri; Cyprinodontiformes; Rivulidae
Product: metalloproteinase inhibitor 2
Biological process (GO): response to hormone; response to cytokine; negative regulation of membrane protein ectodomain proteolysis
Cellular component (GO): extracellular matrix
Molecular function (GO): metalloendopeptidase inhibitor activity; protease binding
Source: RefSeq, a predicted model, not a curated record
ACUGGCUCUGCUGUCAACAUCUUUAAAUUUCUAAAGAUGACUCGGGCAAUGAUGAGCAGCUGUUUUAUCACUCUGACCAUCCUGUUUGUUUGGCGUGUUCAGGAAGUGGCAGAAGCCUGCACCUGUGAUGGUCCUGAUCCUCAGGAGGCUUUCUGCAACUCAGAUGUUGGUGUUCAAAGGCCCUAACUGGGAUAUUGAUGCUCUCUACACUCCCCUGUCCUCUGCAGCAUGUGGAGUCUUUCUGACCACUGCAAAAGCGUAUCUUAUCACAGGUUGGCUGGAAGCAGACGGGACAGUGCGCAUCUCUCUGUGUGGCUUCAUUAAGCCGUGGAAAGACUUGAAUGCCAAGCUGCGGAGAAUGGUUCGGGACAACRAACACUACUGUAGCUGAACACAGAUCCAUAAUGUUUCUGAAAUGGUCUAUUAAAUAAAAAUGAGGCGUA